Macrobrachium nipponense is the source of this 450-nucleotide messenger RNA. RefSeq lists its product as uncharacterized. The record is from RefSeq and is a predicted model, not a curated record. The transcript has a single exon. The coding region runs from base 1 to 450 and encodes 149 amino acids. NCBI's taxonomy places the organism in Eukaryota, Metazoa, Arthropoda, Malacostraca, Decapoda, Palaemonidae.
AUGGGAUUAGUAAACCAGUUGGCAGGGUUUACCCCAGAUAUUGCCCUGACUGCACAGCCCCUUCGACCACUCAUGAGCCCCAAGCGCUCUUUUCUUUUGACACCUGACCAUGACCAGACCUUCAAACAUGUGAAACAAGCACUUUCAAGCCUGGCUGUUCUUGCGUCUUUUGACCCAACCCUGCCAACCAUUCUCCAGACCGACGCAUCUCGCCUCUACGGAAUAGGCUACGCUCUCCUCCAGGACCAUGGAUCUGGACAUCUCCGAGUAGUCCAGUGUGGAUCUCACUUUCUCGCAGACACCGAAACAAGGUGUGCAACGAUUGAACUGGAGAUGCUUGCAGUAUCUUGGGUCCUCACAAAGUGCUGCCUAUACCUCAAAGGACUGCCAACCUUCACCCUGCCUAUCAUUGGUGCCUAUCAUCAACAGCUACACGCUGAACAUGGUUGA